Messenger RNA from Rotaria socialis, 531 nucleotides. NCBI's taxonomy places the organism in Eukaryota, Metazoa, Rotifera, Eurotatoria, Philodinida, Philodinidae. The record is from the annotation of a GenBank genome assembly.
AUGUUGAUAUUAACAUUCAUCAUCUUGAUCUUUGUAAAUCAAUUCAUUUAUGUGGCUACUAUUCCUGCUCCGGCUCCUGCACCAAAUCCACUUCCAUAUUAUCUUUAUCAAAUUCUUACAACGACACUACCAUCCCCACCAUACCCUGCGAUCUUUCCCAUGUCUGAUCGUGAUGCCGCCGAUGGCUUUGUGCAUCUAGCUCGAGCCAUCAAUAUUUUGCCUCUUUUCAUGCAAAAUUACAAUAAUUCUGUUCAACUGAGUGUUCUAAAAUUAAAUUAUGCAUGGAUGCGUGAAAAUGGACGCUAUGAUGUUCGAUGGGAAUGGUCUCGUUCCAACUCGACUAUUUAUCCACAUUUGUAUGGAAAUACAACACGAGAAAUGAUAGUCGAUGUACGUACUUGGUCACGAGCACAAUAUGCGUUGUGGAAUAGCACAAGUGUUCCUACUGAUGAAUGGCUAACAGAUGACUGUGAUAUGAAGCAUGCUUCAUUCAUAAUCACUUUUUUUUUGCUAUGUAUACUUAUCAUUUAA